AUGGGUGCGUGGUGGACACCUUUGUUUGAGGCAGCUUCAGGCCAAGAGGUGCUGCCCAACAUGCUGCAGGCGAAACGUCAGAAAGCUGAGACGACAAAGGUGGCUUCAACCCGGGACUCCAGGCAGACUCGUGAAGCUCGAAGGGAAGCAAAGAAAGAUUGGGCAGCUGCAAGAGAGGUCUAUGGCUGGGGCCAUCUCAAGACGCAGCUAGCAGCAUUGCACCUGGCAGAGCUGGAGGAGCCGAAGAAGGCACGAUGGCUUCUGCAAGAAGCCUUGCCUGGCCUUGAGGCUUCCCUCGGACUGCAUAAAUCGACAUUGAAGGCCCUGCGGCUCCUUGCACUGCUGCAGCCAGAACUGAUUUGGCUGCAAAAAUGGAAGCGCUCCUGCGAGGCACUGCUGGGUCCGUCGCACAUUGACACCAUUGAGGCAAUGUGGCAUUUAGCAACUCAUUUACACCAUGCUGGAGCAUACCAAGAUGCUAUUGAACUCUACGCUUCUGUUGCUUGCCGUUGCCCUCAUCUUCAGGUGAGUGCCCUGCUUUUGCAGGCAACGGUCCUUCAGGACGCAGGAUCCAUGGGCCAUGCAGAGCUACUGGUGCGUCAGGCGAUUAGAUCUCUGGAAGCUGACAGUCACCAUGAGGCGGCGGCUGCACACCAGUUCUUGGCAGAAAUCCUGCUCCUGCAGCAUGCGGAAUCGGCUUUAGAAGCACACUCCAGGCGGGACCGGGGAUCUCUCCCGACAGAGGAUCUCUCCCUCCUUCUGGAGGCAGAGCAGCUCUUCCGCGGGGCGAGAGACGGGUCGCUCGAUGCCCGGCUCCCUCGAUCGACGUUUGGGCUUACACAGACCUUGCUGCAACUGGCCCUUUUUGAUCGCUUCGAUCAACGGGUGGCAGAAGCGGAAGCUUUGCUCAGAGAGGAGUUGAAACAUCAAGACCUGUGGACACCAGACUUCUUUGCCUGCCAAGCAAGCUUGGCAUUCUGCUUACAGCUGCAAGGCCGUGACGAAGAAGCCCAAGACCUGUACGGCAAGGUCCUGCCGGAAUACUGCCGCUGGGCUGACACCCGUCCAAAGAACUGGAAGGUUUCGGCUUUGUCUCUGGGUGCUUCUGUGGUAGGUGCUGUCAGCGCUGCGUACAAUUCUGCUUGCCUGGAUGGGGACGUCACAAAGCUCCGAUGGGCCUUGGAAGCCUCGCAGCCUGACCGACGAGUGAGCGCCUGUAUCGCCCAGCACCUGCUGCACUGCCUGCCCGCAGGUGGCUCAGAAGAAGAGAGGCAAAGACUCCAAGAGGAAUAUCAGUUGGCAAUGAAAGAUGCCAAGCUUGGAGAAGACGAGGCCAGCUUCUUGGUGCUCUGGCCGCAGCUUCCAUCGGCCCGGUGCCGAUGGCGGCAUUCCGGAGACUCCAGCUUCAAAGGUAUACGACUCAUCGAGGAUAGUAAGAUCUCCGCAGAAAAACGUGCCGAGCUCUACUUGAGGCCAAAGAUCGACUUAGCCACUGCUAAAAGCCGGGCGGAGCCCAUCAUUGCAGAGGUGCGCCAAGAUGGCGAUGCCGCGCUGGCGCGCCUGGCGAAGCGCUUCGAUAAGGCAGAGCUGUCGCAGGAUGAUUUGGUCAUCGACGUGGCAAGUGCACCAUGGCCAAAGGUGGAGCCCAAAGUGGCCAAGUCUUUGGAUGCCGCCUACGAAAACGUGCGACGCUUCCACGCUGCACAGAAGAAGCCGACCUUGUGCGUGGAGACGAUGCCUGGUGUCGAGUGCCGGCGCAUUGCAGUACCCAUUGAGGCGGUGGGCCUCUAUGUGCCUGGUGGCACCGCUGUUUUACCCUCGACUGCGUACAUGCUAGCUGCGCCGGCCAAACUGGCUGGCUGCAAAGAGAUUGUUCUGGCCACUCCACCUCGAGCGGAUGGCAGCAUUUGCCCGGAGGUGAUUUAUGCCGCCAAGCGUGCGGGUGCCACCAAAAUCCUGAAGGCGGGUGGUGCACAGGCCAUCGCAGCCAUGGCCUUUGGCACAAAGAGCUGCCCAAAGGUGCACAAGAUUACCGGACCUGGCAACCAGUAUGUGACCGCAGCAAAGAUGAUGCUGCAAGCCGAUGACGAGGCAGCUGUGUCCAUCGACAUGCCAGCCGGCCCAUCGGAGCAGCUUUGCAUUUUUGAUGUGACCAGCGACCCUUCCUUCGUGGUAGCAGACUUGCUCUCACAGGCUGAGCACGGUCCUGACUCCCAAGUAGUGGGUGUUUUUGUGAGUCCUUCAGGUGAGACCCAGAGCUAUUUGUCCAGACUGCGAGAAGAAUUCGAGCAGCAGACCAGCAAGUUGUCCAGACGGGACAUCACGAAGCAAGCUCUGAGCAAGAGCUUUGUCAUCGUCGUCAACUCCCUAGACGCUGCCAUGAGCUUCUCCAACGGGUAUGGCCCAGAACACCUUGUGGUUCAAACGGCAGACCCCGAGGCGUACCUAGAAAAAGUGGUCAACGCAGGCUCUGUUUUUAUGGGCGCCUUUGCGCCGGAGAGUUGUGGAGACUAUGCCAGCGGCACAAACCAUUGUUUGCCAACAAGUGGGUAUGCUAGACAGUUUGGAGGUGUCUCCACAGACACGUAUUUGAAGUAUGUCACUGUACAAAAGCUCACACCUGCCGGAUUGAAGAGAGUAGGACCCCAUGUCGAGGUCAUAGCAGACGUUGAAGAGCUCGAAGCGCACAGGAAUGCAGUAACUAUUCGGCUGGCGAAGAUUGGCAGAGAACUCUCCUGGCUGGACAAGCUUGCAGCUCUUUGUCGCUUUUGCUAA
Messenger RNA from Durusdinium trenchii, 2775 nucleotides. The record is from the annotation of a GenBank genome assembly. Lineage: Eukaryota; Dinophyceae; Suessiales; Symbiodiniaceae.